UAAAUGCUUAAAAAUGAGACCCCAGGAGACUCCUGAUAAUAGAUUCCAUGAACAUUGCUUUCAUUAGAAUGGUCUCACUCUUUCUAUACUGUGUUACUGUGUUCUGUGACUUUCCUUUUGUUUGGUUUUCUUCCUGUUAAGCUGCUUAGAAACAAUGCUACAUUGUGAACAGAUACAGAUCAAAUGGAAUUGAAUAAGUGUAACACUUCGCAAACAAGAACCUUUUUAAUCACGUUUCUAUUUAUUUUAGUCUAAUACUAGAAGCUUAAGAACAAACAUGAAGCAGAAAGAGGAAGAUCAAGACGUUUGCACUCUUAGAAGAAAUGAUCAUUAAGUGUCUUCUGUGAAUGUGUGAUUUCUGUGAUCAAUGCCUUCCUUGAUUUUGAUUUUGAUUGCAUUUUGUUUUUACUGUAGUACUUUUAUCUUUCUUCAUCCGUUAACACUGAUAGACCGUAAGUGAUUUUGUUGUGUGUGUGUGGAAACAGAAGGUCAUUAUGAGAAUGUGAGUGAAUUACACGAGUAGCUCCUGUUGAUAUGAUUGAAAGCAAUAAAAUAAUUCACUUAUCUGCUUCAUCUCUCUGUGCUAGGCACUGCUGAGAUAAUAAACCAGGACACAAAAACAUGUCAAUGACAGAUGAUAAACGCUCUCUAUCAUCUCACAACCCUUCAGAGAAAAACGAAUCCACACCAAAAUUCACUUUUUUAGCUGCAUUACAUUUUUAAGAACAAUGAAAUUGCCUUUCCAAAUCCAAAUUUUUUCAAUGUUGGCCAAUAAUAAGUUGCUUUACAUUAUAAACAACAGGUUUGGAACUGAUCAUUUUUAAAAAAAAAUGUUUUAAAUCUUUUUCAAUAAGUUAAUAAAAAUAUAUCUAAAUGUAUAAAAAUAAAUGUUGCCCUUAUGACUUGAGAACAUAUUUUGUUCCAGUGUAUCAUCUGCAGGUCCUGUGAGAUGGUCAGUGUUUUAAAACGAUAUAAAACCAGAAAUUUGUUAAACAUUGUUCAGGGUCAUAUCAUAGCACUGUAUGAUCUCAGUACUUUACAUAUUCUGUGUUUUUUAGAAGGUCAAGUCCAUUUAAAUUUUUUAGCAUUUUCACAAUUUCAUUGUUGCAAAGCAGCUACACAUACAUCACAUUUCAAGAAUAAUAAGAGAAAUGGAUGAAUAAAAAAUACAAUUAAAUUAAAUUAAGUUUACGCAUUUGGCAGACGCUGGUAUUUAAAAACCUGGUCUUCACCAUGCAAAGUGCAUUAAUGAAAUGUAACUGUAUAUACUCCGCUGGAUUAGAAACUGUAAAUUGUUCAAUUGAAGUAUAUUAUUAUUCAAGAUUUGUAUUUGUUACAUACACAGUUGAACAGAGAAUAUGAAGAGUUUGGUUCCAAAAUGAGAAUGACAUUUUUUUUUAAAUCAUGUUUUUUAUGAUUAUCGUGUUUUCUUCUAUAAGUCAGGUGUGUUAUUUGAGUUCUUAUGUCUUAAAUCAAAACAAACCAACUGCAGUUUGAUUGAUAUUAAUUGGAAUGCACAAUGAAAAAAAGGGAGUUAUCUCAUUUUGGAACCGAUCUCUUCAUACAUAAAUGUGUUUGUGCCAAAUAAAAAUCCUGAAUCCAUUACUAAAAGGUUAAUUGAGUCUCAGACUCUGUGUCUCUGUGUGUACAGUCACGUCUUCAAUUUGCUGUGUUUCAUGUGAGUCAUGUGACAGUGAAGUAACCCUCAGCGCUCGACGUGUCUCAGAAGUUCAUUGCCCUUCUGUCUCUUCCGGUUGGCGUUUGUCCCGCUCGUAUGUCUGUGAUGAUAGCGGUCAUAUAAGUGAAUACCUGAAGAGUCCUUGGUCGCUUGGUACAGCCUGGUGUAAGGACUAUAUGCUGGAGAUAACAUCACCUCACCUAAAAUACAUCUGGGCUACCUUAUCACCAUUCUCCUGAUUGCUAAGUGCUUGUUUAUCUGACACACGGACUGGGUCAAGGUUCAGAAGUUUACCCGCUGUGAGCUCCUUAUAAAUAGGAGCUCAUUUCAGAUACGGUGAGUGUCUCAGCGCUUCGGUCCACACGUUUCGCGCGCCGUCAUGGAUUCUGAAUGUCACUGGUGUGGCGACUACAGCAAAGGACAGUCCAACGCCAUCCUCUUCAACAUCCUCAGCCGCCCCGAACCGAGCGCGCCCAACUACGGCCGGGUUCCUCACGCCUGCCGCUGCGAGACGCGCAGGAAAGUGUGUUUGAGAACGCCGGAUGACACGUGCCGGGUGGCGUCGGGCGUGCUGGUCAAGACCAUGCAGUUCAUGAGGAGUUUGCCUGCGUUUCAACAGCUGCCGCCCAAAGACCAGCUGUCUCUGCUGCAGAACUGCUGGACGCCGCUCUUCAUUCUGGGUCUGGCUCAGGACGGGGUCCACUUCGCCAUCCACGACGCUCCGGCAGCCAGCAUGCUGAAACAGAUUCUCCUCAACCGCCCAGAGGCGGAUAAGUCGGAGCGCGAGCAGCCCACCCUGGGUGGCGUGCAAACUCUUAAAGCGUGUCUGAAGAAGUUCAGGAGUCUGGAUUUGAGCCCUAAGGAGUACGCUUACUUAAAAGGCACCAUAAUAUUCAAUCCCGAUGUGCCGGGUCUGAAGGCGUCUCUGUUUGUGGAGGGUCUGCAGUAUGAAGCUCAACAGGCACUGAAGGAGGUCUUGGUUCCUCCUCAUCCAGAAGACACGGGCCGAUUCGCCCGCAUCCUCCUCGCCGCGUCCACGCUGAAGGUCAUCACUCCAGCUCUCAUCACAGAACUGUUCUUCAGGCCGGUCAUCGGUCAGGCGGAUCUUCUGGAUCUCUUGAUGGAUAUGCUGUUCACCAGGUAGUGACCUUCAACAGAACACUCGGCACCUUGAGAAGGGGUUACAUCUGAAAUAUGAUUCCAGAAGUUACAGGUUCUGUCAUUGUUUACACUCUUUAAUGAAAUUACUGCAUCUGUCUGACACGCCGUCUAGGUCACAAGUGUGUGAUUUAUUUCUUUGUGUCGUUGUUUUUGUUGGCUGUGUUAGAAACACACUUGAUGUUUUUUUUAGUACAGGAAUGGAGUUUUUCUUGUAGAUAAAUACCUCUGUAUGUGCUGGAGCUGUGUAUUUUGUCUCUGUGAGAAAUCUCUUUUUGUUUUUGUAUGUUCAUCAUUAUUAAACCUAUUUUUACACUA
Triplophysa dalaica is the source of this 3154-nucleotide messenger RNA. RefSeq names its product nuclear receptor subfamily 0, group B, member 2a (gene nr0b2a). The record is from RefSeq and is a predicted model, not a curated record. Gene Ontology annotation, molecular function: transcription corepressor activity; transcription factor binding. The transcript is spliced from 2 exons. Lineage: Eukaryota; Metazoa; Chordata; Actinopteri; Cypriniformes; Nemacheilidae. Gene Ontology annotation, biological process: circadian rhythm; negative regulation of transcription by RNA polymerase II. Gene Ontology annotation, cellular component: nucleus; cytoplasm. The coding region runs from base 2058 to 2822 and encodes 254 amino acids.